Molecule: messenger RNA, 636 nt
Organism: Prunus mume (Japanese apricot)
Lineage: Eukaryota; Viridiplantae; Streptophyta; Magnoliopsida; Rosales; Rosaceae
Product: SAUR-like auxin-responsive protein family
Biological process (GO): response to auxin
Source: RefSeq, a predicted model, not a curated record
UCAAAAUAAACAAAGCAAGCAAGCUCUUGAGUCCAAGUCCUCAACACACAAUAAUAUGUCCACACUGAAAAUCCGAUCAGAGAAACCAGACGACAUUCGAGGUCUCGUGACGCUGAGGCUGCUCAUUCGGAAGCUUGUGCAGAGGGGUCUCUCCAUUUUAUCAGCCAGAGGCUUUCAUCACCACAAUGAUUUUGAUGAAGCCACAGUGGUGCCAGAAGAUGUUAAAGAAGGGCAUUUUGCUGUCUUUGCAGUGAAGGGCAAGGAGGCAGAGAGGUUUGUGGUGAAAUUAGAGUCCUUGCAAAACCCUGAGUUUUUGAGGUUGCUAGAAGAAGCUGAGGAAGAAUAUGGAUUUGAACAGAAGGGGGCUCUUGCUGUUCCUUGCAGGCCAGAGGAGUUGCGUAAGAUUUUAGAGAACAGGAGGGAGAAGAAUAGUAGUAAUAAUAAUAUUAAUCUUACAGUUAUACAAGGAUACUAGCUAAGCUAGCUACCCGAAUGACCACAUUUUCAUGUAUGAUUUAUUAGCCAUGUAAAUUUCUUUGUCUAAUUAUUUCCUCUGUUAUAUGUGCUCUUUUUGCACUGGAUGUAGACAGAUUUCUGCAUGGGAAGAAUAUAAGAAAAAUUCAUUCUUAUAUCUUA